AUGCCGCGCCCUGAGGGCCGGCGCGUGCUGGUUGUCGCGGCGCACGGCUCCACGGCGGUGCGCUCCCGCACGGGCGCGCUGCUGGGGCGCUUCCAGAGCCCGCUGCCUGGUGGCGCACGCGGCAACGCGACAGGCGGCGAGUUCAGCGUCGUAGAUGCUGUCUUGGUGGAAGAGCCGCAGCAGGGUGUGCAGGACAAGGCAGAGCAGCAGCAGCAGCAGCAGCAGCAGCACCAGCACCAUCACCAGCAGCAGCAGCAGCAGCAGCAGCAGCAGCAGCAGCAGCAGCAGCAGCAGCAGCAGCAGCAGCAGCAGGGGGCCCAGGGCUCCAGCCUGCCGCAGGGCUCUGUCCUGUUCCUGUCAGACGUCCUUGCCUGGCGCAGUGUGCCACUAGCAGGCUGCAGCGCAGAGUGCAGGAGCUUCUGGCUGGCGGGCAAGCUGCCGGAGUGCAUCAGCAGCGGCGGCAGCCACAUCGCGGGGCAGGGCCCUGAGCUACGGCCAUUGCCUGCAUUGCCGGCGACGCCCGAGGGUCUUGAGAGCGCCGUGCGCGGCGCGUGCAGUGGGGGAGCGCUGGGGUUUGUGCAGGACGGAUGCUACCUGCUUCACAGAGAGGGGCACUACACACCUGGGGCCACGCCGCUGGCGCUGCUGUGGAAGGACGAGGGCUGCAGCCGGUAUCUCUUGGACACGGAUGCGGACGGCGUGGUGCCGCAGCGCCAGCAGGUGGUCCUGCGGUACCGCGCAGACGCCACAGUGGCCACAGCAGACGACCCGCCCGUGGCGCUGGGCCGCCUGCCGCCAGACUUUGUGGCGCGCAUGGGCGCCAAGCUGCUGAGGCCGGGGCGGCUGCUGCGCUUCAGCGUGGGCGAGGGCGGGGUCGCGUUUGAGGGCGGCCGGCCUGCAGGGGCUGACCUCAAGUACGAGGGCCCAGCCAACCAGCGGCGGGGCCGCGCGGACGCGCUGAGCAAGGUGCUGUUCCAGGCCCUGGCGCGCGCGGGGGCGGCGCCGACGCUGGAGCAGCUGCAGGCCGGGGCGGAUGGCAUGGACGAGUGCAGGGGCGCUGGCACGGGCGAUUAG
Monoraphidium neglectum is the source of this 1074-nucleotide messenger RNA. Its product is annotated as snurportin-1. Gene Ontology annotation, cellular component: nucleus; cytoplasm. Lineage: Eukaryota; Viridiplantae; Chlorophyta; Chlorophyceae; Sphaeropleales; Selenastraceae. The transcript has 2 exons. The record is from RefSeq and is a predicted model, not a curated record. Gene Ontology annotation, biological process: snRNA import into nucleus. Bases 1 to 1074 code for a protein of 357 amino acids.